Molecule: messenger RNA, 2940 nt
Organism: Cornus florida
Lineage: Eukaryota; Viridiplantae; Streptophyta; Magnoliopsida; Cornales; Cornaceae
Product: leucine-rich repeat extensin-like protein 5
Exons: 3
Coding region: 640-2568 (642 amino acids)
Source: RefSeq, a predicted model, not a curated record
UUCCCACGAGCUCGUGACCGUGCAACUCACUCACGAAUCACGACUCACUGGUCACGUCACUCGCAGUUCGCCCAGAGAACUUUUCCCAAUUUAUGAGAAAUCUACACAAACCCGAUCGCGAGAAAAACUAGGGUUUUGCAUUUCAGAAUCAUUCAUCUCCUCUCUCUACACGUUUCUGGGUUUCCUUUUUCAUUUUUCAGUCACUCACAUCUCUCUCAACUUUCAAUUGUAUUCAAUCGUUUCAAAUACCCCAACUCUGAUUUCUUUAGGUUAUAAUUCCUGUUUUUUUCCAUAUAUAAACCGGUCGAACCCUAAUUAUUCUAUAGAAACACUCUCUCUUUAUGUAUAUGUAUAUGUGUAUGUAUAUAUUUGAGAUUUUCGAGUCACUUUUGGAGGAAAAAUUUGUCAGAACAAUAAACCGUAGGGACGAUUCGUUCUCAGUGAGUUAUUGGAAUUCAUAAAGUGCUUUUUUUUUUUUAUGUUUUUUUUCUCACACAAACGCUAAAAUUCGUUUUCUUUGAUUCUGGUUAUUUAUAUUUAGUGAAAAAUUCUGGGAAAUUAUUUAUCAGAGCGAGAUAGGAUGUGAAAGAGUAGAAAUUGCUUGAGAAGUUCAUUGAAUAGUUAAGUUGGGGAUUUUGGAUGGAUCCGAAGCCUGUAGUGCUUGAUAUAAGCUCGGACGAAGAGGGUUGUGGUGGGGGCGGCGACGGCGGCGGCGACGACUAUGAUUGGAUAUCAGAGUUUCUUGAAGACGAUGAUGAUGUGGUAUUGGUGGGUGAGUUUAUGGCGAACCCUAAACAGAGAUUGAAGUCAACAGUUAAAGACUUGGAUGAUGACUGUGUGAUUUUGGAUGGUGACCCAGAUAAGCCGGUUGCAAUUGAGAAUGAUAAGGCGGGUGAGUCGGAUGAUUUGCUCAUCGUUGGCGAGAAGGGGCAGAUUGCAUGCAGAGAUUACCCUCAUCCUCGCCACCUCUGUGCUAAGUUUCCUUUUGCUUCCACUUCACAUGAGAAGCACUGUGACCUGUGCCAUUGUUAUGUUUGUGACGCACAUGCUCCAUGUGUACAUUGGGGCACUGGCACUUCCAGUAUGGACCAUUGUCAUGCCACUGAUAAAGAGGAGCUCUGGAAACUCAAGAGGAGAAGUUUGAAGAAUGGUGACAGAUCUCCUUUGCCAGUUUCUAAACUCCACAAUACUUGCCAGUCAGUUGGACUACCCCAGAUGAACCAUUUUUCACCACCCCAGACGAACCACGUUUCACCACUUCCACUGCCUCUUCUGGCCCAGAAUCAGGUUUCCACGUCAACCACUACUCGUUCUUGCUCUAGGUCAACCAAUUUUAGCAUUCCAAGUAUUAUCAAUCAAGGCAGAAGCCAACAGUCUCGAUAUGUUUUGCCCAGAGGCAAAUUUCAGCCACAUUUGGUGUCCCAACAGUUGCAUAGUACAAGUAAUAAUGUAUUUCGAAAGGACAGAAGUCAGAGUGUUGGUAAUUUGGCCCAUAAAUUAUUUUCUACCAAUUCGAUGCCCAAAAGGAUGGGACCUGUUAGGGUUCCCUUGACAACUAAUAAUUCUGGAUAUGGUUCAUCCAACAGUAAUUAUGGAUCUCAAUACUCCGGAAACCCCUCUCCAGUGGCAACUUCAAAUGAUAAAGAUCCCACUAGGUGGCAAGAUUUCUAUAGCGAGAUGACUUCAGGAUCAAACACAUAUUGGAGUUCCUCCCAGCAUAACACUAGCAGCAUCCUUGCAAAUCCAGUGCCUUCUCGACCCCCAGUUUCCUCCCAGCCAAAUAUGAGUAGUAUCUUUGUGAAUUCAGUGCUGCCUCAACCCCCAGUUUCCUCCCAGCCAAAUAUGGAUAACAUCUUUGUGAAUCCAUUGCCUCGUCAACCUGAUAUAUCCUCCCAACCCUGUAUGGGCAACAUUUUUGCAGAUUCAGUGCCUCCUCAACCCCAAGUAUCCUCCCAACCGAGCAUGGACAACAACAUUUUUGCAGAUUCAGUGCCGCCUCAACCCCAAGUACCCUCCCAACCGAGAAUGGAUGACAUUUUUGCAGAUACAGUGCCUCUUCAACCCCAAGUAUCCUCUGAACCGAGUAUGGACAACAUUUUUGCAGACUCAUUGCCUUCUCAACCCCAAGUAUCCUCCCAGCCAACUAUGAAAACCAUCUUUGCAAAUUCAGCACAAGUGUCUCAACCCCAAGUAUACAGUCAACCUAUUCCUGAUUCAAACGGUAACCUAGAUGGAUGCCAGCAAGGGAAUCAAACUCAAAGUGAUUUGGAUUCGAGUUUUUACUCAAGUUGGGUUACCCCUACCAGCCACAGCAACCAACAGCCUCCAGUAGAGAAUUCCCAACUUCCGAGUUCUGAAGCAAUGUACAAUCUGUCACUUGCCCCCGAGUUCGUUCCUAGUUUUACUGUAAGCCCAAUUGCUGACCCAUUAGACUUCCAACUCGACAGUUGGCUUCUGGAGAACCAAUCUGUUUCUGGGGUUCCAGAGGUUUCUACCCUUCCUGGAUUGAACAUGCUCUCGUCUGGACCUGCGCAUGCCAUAGAUACAGGUAACCUAUUUGAUUUUUGAACCUCUUGGAAAUAUUUAACAUGUGUGUAGCAAGCAGCAAUCCCUGUUCUUUUUACGUAGGAAAGAAUAGGACAAUUGUAUAGAUUUUGGAAUAUGCUACCAUGAGAGUGAGCUCUCUCAGUUAGAUGGUCUCUUUCUAUCCUGUUACUGGAAGGGAGAGCUCAUUGUGAGACGGUGAAAGUGAUAUGGUGGUAGCAUUUCCUUGCUAAAGUAUAUGAGGUGCUACUGCACAUGUUUUAAGGAUGCUGUACAGUCUAGUGGCAUUUCAUGUAACUUAUUAUCGAUGAAUCGGAAUGUUAUUUUCUUUUGAAUCAUCAUCCAUUUUGAAUACCUCUUAUCCAUUUAUUGAAAUUCUAUCGAUUUUUUCUCCUA